AUGCCGUCUAAAAGACCACACCUGGAUUCAGAUAUGGCAUCCGACGAAGCGUUUCUGGACUUGUUGAAGCCAACUUACAAGGGUAAAGGGUUGACCGAUGAGAUCAAAACAGCUGAAGAUAAAUGGAAUCUUUUACCAGCAUUCUUAAAAGUCAAGGGGUUGGUUAAACAACAUUUGGAUUCAUUCAAUUACUUUGUUGAUGUUGAUUUGAAGAAGAUCAUCAAGGCCAACGAAUACGUGUUGUCAGACGUGGAUCCUGAGUUCUUCCUUAGGUACACUGACAUUCGUGUAGGGUACAGAUCAAGAGAUGGUCGCAAAGUUCUUGAUGGUUCACCUCAUGAGUGCCGUUUACGGGACAUUACUUAUUCUGCUCCGAUUGUGGUUGAUGUGGAGUAUACUCGAGGUCGGAAGAUCAUCAGUCAUAAGAAUUUGGAAAUUGGGAGAAUGCCCAUUAUGUUGAGAUCAAAUAAAUGUAUGUUGGCCAAUGCCAAUGAAGAACAAAUGAGUGUCAUGCAAGAAUGUCCGUUAGAUCCUGGUGGAUAUUUCAUUGUUAACGGUACUGAAAAGGUCAUUUUGGUUCAGGAACAAUUAUCCAAAAACAGAAUUAUUGUGGAAGCUGAUGAAAAGAAGGGGCUUGUUCAAGCUUCAGUUACUUCUUCCACUCAUGAAAGAAAAUCUAAAACUUAUGUCAUCACCAAAAACAGUAAGAUCUAUUUGAAGCAUAAUUCCAUUGCUGAAGAUAUACCAAUUGUAAUUAUUUUAAAGGCUGCAGGUAUUGCAUCGGAUUUGGAAAUCUUGCAACUUGUUUGUGGUAAUAAUUCUCAAUAUCAAGAUCUAUUCGCAGUCAACUUUGAAGAAGCUGCCAGAUUAGAGGUUUUCACCCAAGAACAAGCAUUGAAUUACGUGGGGAGAAGAGUUAAAACCAUUAGAAGAGCAGGUGCACCCAAAUUAUCUCAAUUACAAGAAGGUAUUGAAGCUAUUCUGACCACUGUAAUUGCUCAUAUCACCGUUUCAGAUCUUCAAUUUAGAGAAAAGGCACUUUUCAUGACUUCAAUGACAAGAAGAGUGUUGAUGACCAUGGAUAAUCCAAAAAUGGUCGACGAUAGAGAUUAUGUUGGUAACAAAAGAUUAGAAUUAGCAGGUCAAUUAAUGGCUUUAUUGUUUGAAGAUUUGUUUAAAAACUUCAACUCUGAUUUCAAGGCAAAUAUUGAUAAAACCUUGAAGAAAAGAAGUUUAACUGCUGAGUAUGAUGCUCUUUUAAAUAUUCAAAUCCAUUCAAGUGGAUUGACUCAAGGUAUGAAUAGAGCCAUUUCUACAGGGAAUUGGUCUUUAAAACGUUUCAAGAUGGAAAGAGCUGGUGUUACCCAUGUAUUAUCCAGAUUAUCAUAUAUUUCAGCCUUAGGUAUGAUGACAAGAAUCUCUUCACAAUUUGAAAAGUCUAGAAAGGUUUCUGGACCCAGAGCAUUACAACCGUCUCAAUUUGGGAUGUUGUGUACUUCAGAUACUCCAGAAGGUGAAGCCUGUGGGUUGGUGAAGAAUUUAGCAUUAAUGACUCACAUUACAACUGAUGAUGAAGAAGCACCUAUCAAAAGGUUAUGUUUCGUUCUUGGCUGUGAAGAUAUCUUGAACAUUGAUUCAGCUACUCUUCAUGAAGCUGGGAAUUAUAGCAUUUUUCUUAAUGGUACGCUAAUUGGUACCACAAGAUACCCUAUUGAGUUUGUUCAUCAAUUUAGAACCUUGAGAAGAACAGGAAGAGUUUCGGAGUUUAUUUCCAUUUAUAGCAAUUCUCAUCAAAGUUCAGUUAAUAUUGCCACUGAUGGGGGUAGAAUUUGUCGACCACUUAUUAUUGUUGAUCCAGAAACAAAUACUUCAAGAGUUAAGGCGGAACAUUUGGUUAAACUCUUGAAUAAUGAAUGGGUUUUCGAUGACUUUUUAAAGUAUGGGUUAGUUGAAUACUUGGAUGUCAACGAAGAAAAUGACUCAUUAAUUGCAUUAUAUGAUAAGAACUUGGAAGACAAGUCGGAAUCAUAUACCCAUUUAGAAAUUGAACCAUUCACUGUCCUUGGAGCAGUUGCUGGGUUAAUUCCAUAUCCUCAUCACAACCAAUCUCCUAGAAACACCUAUCAAUGUGCGAUGGGUAAGCAAGCUAUUGGUGCAAUUGCAUAUAACCAAUUCAAGAGAAUUGAUACUUUAUUGUACUUGAUGGUUUAUCCUCAACAACCUAUGGUUAAAACAAAAACCAUUGAAUUAAUUGACUACGACAAAUUACCUGCUGGUCAAAAUGCUACAGUUGCUGUUAUGUCUUAUUCUGGUUACGAUAUUGAAGAUGCCUUGGUGUUGAACAAGGCUUCCCUUGAUCGUGGGUUUGGUCGUUGUCAAGUGCUAAAGAAGUCUACUGUUGUUCUCAAAAAAUACCAAAACCAUACCAGCGAUAUUCUUCAAGGGUACAGAAAGGAAAAUGAAUCCGGGAAGAUCAUCUUCCCUCAUCAAGCCAUUGGAGCUGAUGGUCUUGGUGAAGUUGGUCUGAGAAUUGAAAAUGGUCAGAUUUAUGUUAACAAAUAUGUUCCAACUAAUGCACAUGAAACAGUGGCUGCCACAGGCCAAAUGCCACAACAAGAGAGUCAUAGAGAAGCUCCAUCCUAUUAUAGGGGCCCUGAACCUUCCUAUAUAGACCAAGUCAUGUGUACUACAAGUGACAAUGAUCAAACGGUUGUCAAGGUACUUUUAAGACAAACCAGAAGACCAGAAUUGGGUGAUAAGUUUUCUUCAAGACAUGGUCAAAAGGGUGUUUGUGGUAUUAUUGUUAACCAUCAAGACUUGCCAUUUAAUGACAUGGGUGUUACUCCGGACAUUAUCAUGAACCCACAUGGUUUCCCAUCUCGUAUGACGGUUGGGAAAAUGAUUGAACUUAUCUCCGGUAAGGCUGGUGUCUUGAAUGGUUCUUUGGAAUACGGGACAUGUUUUGGAGGUUCAAAGUUGGAAGAUAUGUCCAAGAUCUUGGUUGAAAAGGGUUUCAACUAUAGUGGGAAGGAUAUGCUUUAUAGUGGUAUAACGGGUGAAUGUUUGCAAGCGUAUAUCUUUUUCGGUCCUAUUUACUAUCAAAAAUUGAAGCAUAUGGUUAUGGAUAAAAUGCAUGCUAGAGCUAGAGGACCUCGUGCGGUCUUAACCCGUCAACCUACAGAAGGUAGAUCAAGAGAUGGGGGUCUUAGAUUGGGUGAAAUGGAAAGAGAUUGUGUUAUUGCUUAUGGAGCUUCGCAAUUGUUAUUGGAAAGAUUGAUGUUGAGUUCAGAUGCGUUUGAAGUUGAUGUUUGUAACCAAUGUGGUCUUAUGGGUUACCAUAGUUGGUGUCCUACUUGUAAGAGUUCCGAAUACGUCAUUAAAAUGACUAUCCCAUACGCUGCCAAGCUAUUAUUCCAAGAAUUGCUUGCCAUGAAUAUUGCACCAAGAUUGAAGUUGGGUGAUGUUUUUCAAAUGUGA
This is a messenger RNA of Lizanozyma spartinae, 3477 nucleotides long. It is a transcript of the gene RET1, whose product is annotated as DNA-directed RNA polymerase III core subunit. The record is from RefSeq and is a predicted model, not a curated record. Lineage: Eukaryota; Fungi; Ascomycota; Pichiomycetes; Serinales; Debaryomycetaceae. Gene Ontology annotation, cellular component: RNA polymerase III complex. Gene Ontology annotation, biological process: DNA-templated transcription. The coding region runs from base 1 to 3477 and encodes 1158 amino acids. Gene Ontology annotation, molecular function: DNA binding; DNA-directed RNA polymerase activity; ribonucleoside binding. The transcript has a single exon.